Molecule: messenger RNA, 450 nt
Organism: Talaromyces proteolyticus
Lineage: Eukaryota; Fungi; Ascomycota; Eurotiomycetes; Eurotiales; Trichocomaceae
Exons: 1
Coding region: 1-450 (149 amino acids)
Source: RefSeq, a predicted model, not a curated record
AUGAUUGAAGAUCUGCUACAGCUUGGUCUUAUCUAUCACACACUCAAGUAUACCGUCGAUGAUCUCUCAUCUGGUCCUGAUUUGAGGGGUAAUUUGCUAUUACCAUACUGUUCAGCCACUAACGAAGAGAGAUUUCGAUUAGAGAACUGGAUUCGGGAGCUUAGAGGCGAGUCUAUAUCGGAACCCAAGGGAGAAAAUGAUCUAGGUUUAACUGAAUGGACAUACACCUGUAUGCUCAUGUAUCUGCUCCCUAUUGGGUACUUGGAACAGGAAGCAACGGCUCUCUUGACGAUUUUUGGAAGUGAUUAUGAUCGGAUGGUUUAUACGAUAGAGAGGGAAAACCACGGAGAACCCUCACCUUUUUUCAAGAAAGUAAAACUUUGCGGCGAGUUACUCAUUGAGCCAUUUUCCUCAUGGGUUGACGGAAAGCAGUACCUGAGACGUGAAUAG